CACCCAUUCGUUAGCUCUGCAUAACCAUCAAAAAUUACGAAAUUGCCAUCCAACGGAUUUCUUACCAUUUUCUAUUCAUGCCCAGUGCUCUCUGUAGGGGUGCCUAACAGUUGCAGGUCACAUCUCCAAUCCAUUGGGGCAUCUAUCUUUGUGUCCCUUUUACACUUUCUCACCCCAAAAUGAAUACCCCAUUUCCCUCUCUCCCCAGUUAUCCCGUCCUCCAAGGUAAACCACCCUCCCCAUUUUGAUUGUGCUCUCUCUAUCUGAUCAUCUUCUCUGUGUAGGCUUUCUACCUCUUUAUUAAUUCCCAGUAUUGGGUUUUCUUCAGGAGAGGAUUUUCGAGGCCUGUUUGUUCUGACCCUAUUUCUUUUAUUAAGAAUUUCUCUGGUUUAAUUGUAAUAACUUAUAUCAGACUGAGGUUUCGAGGUUUCUUUCUGUUUUCUCGGGUCUAAUUUGUUUUAAUUAUUUCCUGGUGAUGUUGUUUGGGUGGGUUGCAUCUAUUCCUUUUUAAUUUUACCCUCUCUUAUAAUCACCUCUUUUCCUUUUCCUUUUACUGGUGAUUUUAUCACCAUUUGCGUUUUGAUUAUCUGAGAUUUUUUUUUUCUUAUAUAAUGGAUCAUAGUAUUUGAUUUUAGGAUUUCGUUUUCCUUUAUAGGCCGUUUUCUCUUUUCAAACUUUUUACACAUGAGUCUUGUUUAGGACACAUGCAAUUUGGGUUUUGAUUAUAUGUAGUCAUUUGGUUGGAGUUUUUAAGUUCCCUUUUUCAUUUCGAAAUUUGGUUCUUCUGCUUUAGUGCAAAGAUUAAUUCGUAUUAAGAACUGUGGCUUUUCGAUAAUCAGUCAUCACUACCUUGAUUUUUGGCAGUCUUGAUGUUGCGUCCUAAAAAAACUAUUGUAAAAUUAGGAUUUUUCCUAUUCAUUUUCAGGAAAGUUUAGGCCCUAGAAAUUUCUUUCAAAAUUAGGUAUUAUCCCAUUUGUUUUCCGCAAAAUUUAGAGCCUGACAUUGCAUGUGUGAAUUCUCCUGGACAAAAACCAACUGAAACUAAUUGCAGGAAAAUAAAUGUUGAAACCUGAGCCUCUACACCACCCAUGAGAAAAUCCGGCUAAUUCUUUAAGCCUAGGAUAUCAGAUCAUUCGCUGAAAAUGGAAGAGGAAAUUGUUUUUAUGGAUGAAGAUUCAACUUACGAAUUGAAGAGUGGACCCAUGCAAGAUGCGUUCAUGCACCGAGAAGAUGUGGGUGGAGUCAAUUUGCUGUGUCAUGACUUGAAUGGUGAGAAUUCUGGGUUUGGUCAUGUUGGCAAAGGUGCGAUGAGGGUUUCAGAGAGAGGGGAAUGUAGCAGAGAUGUAAGCUCUUCUGAUAGAUUUAGUGAUGUUUGUGAAGAAAAUUCUGAGAUGGUUCCAAUUGAUGAGAAUUCUGAUACAUUUAGAGGGGUUUGUGGUGAGAAUUCUGAUAUGGGUGUCAGCAAUAAGAGUUCUGACAAAUUUAGAGGGGUUUGUAGGGAGAAAUCUGAGAUGGAUAGCAAGGCUAAGUGCUCCGACAAAUUUAGAGGGGUUUGUAGAGAGAAUUCUAAGAUAGGUAGCAAGGAAAGGCAAUCAGAUAAAUUUAGGAGAGUUUGUGGUGAAAAUUCAGAGAUGCAUGCUAAGAAUAAGAGCUCUGAUGACCUGAGGACAAGUAAAAAUGAAAGGAUAGAGCUUGGGAGGAAGUUUCAAACUGCAGUAAGCUCUCAUAAUUGGGAAUUUGCAGAGAGUUUGAUCCCUUUGGCUGAUACGCAAAGGCUGAAUGAUGCUUUGUGUAUUGCUUUGGAUUCAGUCUGGUUUUUGAGGACAGAGUCAGAGCUUCAUGGGAUUACUGGUUUGAUUAGAAAGCUUAUUUCAAGUGGAGCAAACGACUUCACCAGAGCAGCCUUGAGGACUUCAUUUCUCGCGUCAUGUGUCUCAGCUUGGAGGAGCCAAACAAUGAGCUUGGCGGACACAGUUAAUGUCAUGGCCCAAAGAUUGAGUGAGCGCCUUGAAGAGUGCAAUGGAGAUGAGGUUUUGAAGGCCGAAGCUACUGCCAAAGUUCAGAGAUUCACAGAAUGGGCUCUCAAAUGCAUUGGUUUCCAUUCACGUUGCCAAGGUAGUAAAAACUCUGUAUUGCAUAGCUCAGCCGUUGAAAUUCAACUCCAGCUUUCGGCAUUCAAGGCUUUUUUGGAUUUUGCUGGUGACCAGCUCACUGGAAAGGACUUCACAGAGGCCUUUGAUGCAGCUUGUUUCCCACUGACCCUUUUCUCGAGUGCCAUUGAUACUCGUUGGACCUCUGGCAUUGCCUCAAGUGCAAUGCAGGGUUUGCUUGGAAUGUUGGUUGAGGGGGGUGCUGAUAAUGUCAACCAAUGUUUUCUCGAGGCCUCACGUUUUGGGAGCACUGAGCUUGUUCGAAUUCUCUUACAGAUCGCACAGCGUAACAGUCUGGAUGUGGAUGUGGAGCUUGCGCUUGGCUUUGCAUCUCACUACCGCAAGAUAAGUACCAUGGAGUGCCUGGUCGACGAAGGUCAUGCAGGGGCCUUCUUAGGCCCCCUAAUGCGAGCCUCUGAGAGGGGUUGCAUGACAGUAGUGAAAUGGUUUGUAGAGAGAGGUUGUCGAGACAUGGAGCUAUGCCUCGCCCUAACCGCUGCCGCCUCAAGUAGCCGCCUUGAAGCUGCUGCCUAUCUCUUGCCACGAGUGCCUCCUCAUGUUGUCUUGGCCCUUAGCACCGAGAUUAUAAAAGCGGCGGGAGAGAGAAGUGGGGGCUCUUUUGAGGGGGUGGCGUUUCUCUUGAGAUCGGAUUUUUUGGGGGGAGCAGAGGCAACAUAUGGGGCGGCAGAGAGGGUAGCAAGGGCGAAGGAGGAGGAAGGGGUGACGCCAGAGCUGAGGGAUUUCUUUAGAGAGGGUUGGUCGGAGGGGGCAUUCUUGAGGGGGAGGAGGUGUGGGGAGGAGCACUAUGUGAAUUUGGAGAGAGUUUUAAAGCGUGGGGCAUCGGCGUUGCGGGUCUGGGACCUACCUACGCCAUUGCAGGUUGCAAUAGCAUACUUGCCAUUGUACAAGGAAUGUGUAGAAGCGGGGGGUCAGCUUUUGUCUCAGUGGUUGCGCGGUCAACUGGUGGAGGCAGUGUGGAGGCUUGAAGGAGCUGCCUUUGGUAGUGUCGACCAACUCUGUGGCCGCUCCAAAGAUGAGCUUCUUACCAUCUUGGAGUCUCAUUUGCCUUCAUUUCUUAUAACAGGCAAAAAUUCUUAAAGAAGAAAACAGACUGCGGUUUACGUUUCUGAAUGCGUGUAAAAUGAGUUGUAGUUAUCAGCAUAUGAGAAAUGAGACCAUUUUCAUUUUUAUUUUUAUGGUUAUUUUAAAUUUGCACGGUUGUCACUUUAAGAUUCAAAAUUCCUACUUUUUAAGAGUUUUUUGGAUCGUUCCCAGCAGUUUGUCAACAGUCGGCCUCAAGAAAAUAUUACUUGUGAUAUAUUAACAGAUUUUUGUUUUCAA
This is a messenger RNA of Amborella trichopoda, 3491 nucleotides long. Its product is annotated as ankyrin repeat protein SKIP35. The record is from RefSeq and is a predicted model, not a curated record. Lineage: Eukaryota; Viridiplantae; Streptophyta; Magnoliopsida; Amborellales; Amborellaceae.